Molecule: messenger RNA, 514 nt
Organism: Procambarus clarkii (red swamp crayfish)
Lineage: Eukaryota; Metazoa; Arthropoda; Malacostraca; Decapoda; Cambaridae
Source: RefSeq, a predicted model, not a curated record
ACACACGCCCACCUACGCCCACACUUUAAGACAUACAGAAGACAUUCAACCUGAACCAUGCCACCUUCUCUGCCAGUACCCACUGAGGAACCCCAGUACCUCGCUCCGGACACACUCGACCCGAUGAACCCGCUGGACCUCGAACCCGAGGACCCGGACCUGAUGGAUCUGGAUCCAGACUCACCCGUGAUGACGGAACUCCGGAACACCCUCUGGAACAAGUUCAUGGAGCAAUCGACGGUGCUCAACUCUACCGACGAGGAUCACAAGGUGCUUAAAUGCUUCCAGGAAUACGUCCAUUCCAUAGCGGAGCCCUCUGGGUACCCUGGUUCAUGCCCGGUCAAGUUCGACGGCGUCUCCUGUUGGCCAGAGACGGCUCCGGGGGCGCUCAGGGUCAUCCCUUGCUUCAAUGUGUACAACGGCGUCUACUACGACCCUUCAGGUAAGUUCAUUCCUUUGCCCUGUACCUUAACUCUUGUGAUUAUAGAUUAAGGGAAAGUAUUCUAUAUUUUCU